UCCAAGCGUCAGAGGCAGCACCGCCACCGCACCAUACAAUCGCCUAAGCCGAAUUUGAGGGUGGUCUUGUUCGGUCAUCAGCUUCGAUCCAGAGGUGUGAGGUGCAGGUGCACAAGGGAAGGGAAGGGGAGAGGAUGCCAAAGCGUCGGCGCGUCCGCCGGAGCUCCAAGCGUCGCCGGCGUCACCUUUAUCUCGCCAUGAACGACGGGGUAGAUGGAUUCGCUAUCAUCAGGUUUGAUUUGUCGGCCGAUUCUGAUCAGGACGAUGACCACACGGCUGUGCGGAGCGCGCCGCCUGCUCUGGUCCGCUUUGAGGCUUCGAUACGCCGGUUCUUCGCGGCUAUCGGCACCAAGAUCAUGGCCAUGCAUUCUGACCACAAGCCCCACGUCGUCCCUGUCUUUGAUGUCCGCACCCGGCGCGUUACCCUGCUCGGUGCCUGGUGUGAAGAGUCGUUCCCUUGUGAACCCGUAUACAUGGCCGUCGGAGACAAGCUCCUUGUCCUGGACAAGUACUGCGCGGGGAUGCUUUAUCCACCUUGUGAGGGAAUGGAUUGGGCUUGGUUAAAUCUUCCUAAUGAUUUCUUCUUGCUCCAGGGCAUCACCUCCUACGCCCUGCACCCUGACGGGCAGACUGUUUUUGUCAGCGUGAAGACGGCCACUUUCUCCCUCGAUACCGAGUCCGACCAUCCAGAGUGGAGGUUUCAUGGCGACUGGGAGCUUCCUUUCACUCGACGUGGUCACUUCGACCCCGGUCUGGACGCUUGGGUUGGGCUCUCUAGCGACCCCGACACGCUCGGCUACAUUUGCUCAUGUGAUGUUGUGUCCACUGAAGAUCCCGACGCCUCCAGGAACAGCCAACCCCCAGCGUGGAAGCUCAGUAAGGAGAAGCUCUUCUGUGUUAACCCGGCUGAACAUCACAUUGGAGCAAACCUUGUGUACAUGGGAAGAGACAGAGGCUUCUGCCUCGUGCAGUACUUCCAUGUUGAAGACCUUGACAUGGACGAUGUGAGCAGCAGCUCUGACUCUGAUUGCGAACUGGAGCAGUUUCAUCACUUUAGGCUUCGACUAACGACCUUCUCUCUCAAGUAUGAUGACAAAGGAGGCCUGUGUACUGAAACGCCCUGCCGGGUUAGGUGCUACCAGCUGCCUAGAGCAUCAAAGAUCCUUUGCUUUCGUAAUCCUCCAGCAUUCUGGAUGUGAUAAAAGCCAUGCGCAUAUUUUGUGCAUCAAAGAUUGGUAUAAUCUAGCUAGUGAUAGCAUCUUAAUUGGAUGUAAAGCCAUUAGCAUAUUGUAAGAGUACUCGAUGAUUACAAAUGUGGUGCCCUGUGACUCGUGAUUUAUGCAUU
Messenger RNA from Lolium rigidum, 1345 nucleotides. RefSeq lists its product as uncharacterized. Bases 135 to 1199 code for a protein of 354 amino acids. NCBI's taxonomy places the organism in Eukaryota, Viridiplantae, Streptophyta, Magnoliopsida, Poales, Poaceae. The transcript has 2 exons. The record is from RefSeq and is a predicted model, not a curated record.